Molecule: messenger RNA, 1284 nt
Organism: Arachis duranensis
Lineage: Eukaryota; Viridiplantae; Streptophyta; Magnoliopsida; Fabales; Fabaceae
Exons: 6
Coding region: 703-1284 (193 amino acids)
Source: RefSeq, a predicted model, not a curated record
UAGGCCCCUACUGCGGCUCACCUCGGAUGUCUCCUCCAUAUCUGCCUCCCUGUCCUCCGUCCAAUCGCCGACCCGCGCGCCACUCCUCCCUCGAUAGCCUUCCACUGGAUUUGCCGUGAAGCCUGUGUUGAAUCAUUGGGUUCACCAUCGUUACCCCUUCUCCGGCGUACCACCUUCUGUGACUCUGCCCGAUCGACCGCGCCUCCUCCUCGAUCCUUGUGUGUCCUGUCAGAGGCUACUUUGUGACUAUCGUUGGUGGGUAGGUGCGCUGCAUCGGGACGAAGUUUCUCCUUGCUUUUCACUGAUGGCUUGUCUCGGGUUUCCGUUCCCACCCCUCCAGAUGCCCAUGUGUGACAGCAAAGAAGACUAGUGAGGAAGGCGAUAAGCGCUCACUGCCAAGCAUGUCUGAUAUUCUAGAAGCUUCUAGAGCACAGAAACUGGACCUUCAACUCAAAACCCUGGGACCCUUCUUCAGGAUCACUGCCACUAGCCUCCAAACCCGCGCAGAGCUGGGAAAAGCUGAAGGCCUCAUACGAUUCUCGUUUCAAGGAACACAGAUUCUUCACUUGGAUUCCAUGAAGCUCCGCAGGGAAACCCUCAGCAUGGAGAAAUCAAUCUUUGGCCUCGGUUUGUUCAUCGGUGCCGUCGCUAUUCGCCACGGCUACGAUUCUGGCUGCACCACCGCUCAGUUACUCGCAAUCAAUGAUUCCGACCUUCACCAUUCUAAGGUUGACUCCGGAUGAUUCGAAUGUGAUGGUUGUUAGGGAACAAACGCCGUCGGAAGCGCUUGCAAUAGUCCCGAUCCAAUUUUUUGUGCCGCCAUCCCAGCAAACAACCACUGACGCAGAUUCCGAACCAACCCCUAUGCUACAGAUUGAAGGGGCAAGAGAAACCACUCCUGAAACCCCCAAACAACAUCAAGAAACAACACCCAAGCUUCCCCCAGCUCCAACAAAAAUUCAUCCAGACGCCGAGGAAGCUGCUGCCCUGUUGAUGAUGGCACGGACAGCAAGCUAUGUUCCUAAAACAGAUCUGCCGAUGCCAUCAUUCAGCCUUGGAUUGACAGAUUCAAGCCAGGAGGGGGCAUCGACGCAGGAGACAGAAAGGGAAAAAUCUCCAGAAGCUGCAACUAUGCUGGAACAAUUGGACAGUUUGGUCCAAAAGUUAGCAAGCAGUGCGUCAAAGGGAAAAGAAGAAAGUCCGCAAAUUCGGAGGGAGACUGGGGGAGAAAGUUCUGCUAAGUUUGAAACACCGGGGGAACAAAUCAAAUUCCGGAUGAUAUGA